Molecule: messenger RNA, 2459 nt
Organism: Misgurnus anguillicaudatus (oriental weatherfish)
Lineage: Eukaryota; Metazoa; Chordata; Actinopteri; Cypriniformes; Cobitidae
Source: RefSeq, a predicted model, not a curated record
CACCACUAGAUGACGUUGUUGUACCACUGGAAGCCGCGUGUCUCGGAUUCGCGCUGUGAUUGGUCAGUGACUGAACGUCUCGUCCAAUGACAAGACUGUCGUCCGUUUUUUAAAUAGGAACGGAAGCAGCAAACACUCGCUCUGUUUUGAGGUCUGGUGUGAUCCACCUACUAUUGAAAUGGAGAGCUUUUUAAGGUGGAAGCUUGCCCAGAGUGGUGCCACGAUAUUGGGUGGAUCAUCUUUUAAGAAACCUGUUUCCCCUUACCAGCAUUUAAAUUUGCCAGAUCUUUGUUCUGCUGCCUAUUCAAUUGCAGAUGAACCUUUUCCAGAAGUCUCUGGACUUCUUGAUGACACAGUCAGCCAAUCGUUUCUCGCAAAUGAAACAGGAACUGCAUUGCUUUCUUCUUGCAUAUCAUCAGAACGUAGGACAGAACAUACAAAUGAGGAAAUUUCAGUACCAAGAAAUGAUACUGUGUGUGAGGAGUUAAAAAAUAACACUUUUGAUCUAAAACAAGACUUGAAGGAUCAGUCUGAUGCUUGUGUUAAUGCAACUGUUGAACUACACAACAUUAGCGAGAAAAACAAAACUUUUGAAAUUCAGGAGCCUACAGAGGGUUCUGAUGUUAGGCUUAAUUCAACUGUGGAUAUUGCCGUCCCCCUUAAACAGACUGAGUCGGGUAAUGUCACUAUUGAAGUUGUCCAGACGCAUGACACUAAAGAAGGCUCUGAUGCCAGAGCUAAUGCUACUGUGGAUAUUCCUAAUGUGGACUGCACACGUGAUAUAACACAUUCGUGUAGUGAUAACAGUGGGCCUUCGAACAUUACUACAGAAAUGCCAACUGAGAAACAUGAAGGCACCUUAGAUAUUCAACCGCAUGAGCUGGAAAAGGAAAAACAGGAAGGAAGUCUCAAUUCUACUGGAGAUGCUAACAUAAAUUGUCCACUUACAAAGAACUCAGAGGAAACUAAUAUGAAAGUUAAUGUAACUGUUGAAAUUGUGGAGAAGUCUGACAAUGCUUCUCCUCAAGUUUCACUUGAGAUUAAUCAGUCAAGCUCACCGACUAAAAUGCCAAGUGAUGGGACUUUUAUUAAACCUAAUACAACCACUGAAAUUGAGGGUCCUGUUUUAAAAGAUACCACUAUAGAAAUACAGUGCUCAAGCACAGAAAUGACAAGACAGACUCGUGAUGGCUCUAACUCGGUUAGCAAUAAUGCUGAAACGCACUCGAACAACAAAGAGACAGAAGUUGAGACAAGCACCACAGCUUUUGUUUGCUCUGUAGAAGCUCCCGCUGACUCUCCUGAGCUUAAAAAAGAGGAACACUACAAAAAGUCAGAUUUAUCAGACAGCAAAUGCAUCCCCAGCUCGGACGCAGAAAACAUCAGCAGAAACAGUCUUUUUUGUCUGGAUGAUACUCUGGACAUGAAGACCAGCUUUUUGGUCACAUCCACACCUAUCGUCUUUGGCAAAGAAUCAAGGUUCGAAAUACUGAGAGACACAAAGCCCACACCUAUGAGAAAAAGACUGUCUGUGAUCAACAGCAUUGAGGUACAUUCAAAUGAUGACCUUGUUUGUGGGAGCCGUCACGAUGAAACUAAUGCAGCGCAGGGGGCCGUGAACUCAAGUCGGAGUCUGAAGGUCUCGGCACAUGGCGCUUCCGGUCACGGUACAUCAGAACCAGCGAAUGAGAACAAACCUCCUACAAAACCUCCAGUCAGAAGACAGCUACCUCAGCUUUCCUCUAACCGCAAUCAUCCAAAAUCCAGCCUUCCACCAAGGGCGUCAACCCUGAACUCAUCGGUAGCAGUCAGACCGAAGGCCACCCAGGAGCCUCAGGUAUCGCAUCUGCCUGAUGCAUCAUCAUCUGCUCAACUUGGCAACAAGAAGGCAGGACAGCUGAACAAAGGAAAGAAUAUUGGAGCUGUUAGGAAUAUCGCAUUAGCCAACACUGUUAAGACAUCUAUGACAUCAUCAGUCUCUGGAUAUAAUUUUACAGCAGUUUCAAAACCUCCAAGCUCCAGUAUACCUCAAAUGAAACCGUCAGGGAUACAGCCCCCAACCCGAAAACGAUUGGCCCUCAAGACACCACAGGCUGCACGAUCCUGUGUAGAAAGCAUUCAGCCUCAGUACAGUAAUAAACCAACAGGAUUGCCAGGUAUGAGGACGAGGAGCUCACUGCUUCCCAGUCUUGGCCAAAAGCACUUGAAUAAGGAUGAUUUGCCCUCAGCAAAGAGAAAACGAAUUGCAGCACCUACUACUCCUCCUACCUUAGAAAGUGAUGCUGUGCAACCAGCUGAAGCAGCACAUGACUCAGAAUGUGUUAAUUGUUUGCAACAUCAGGCAAAACUUGAGAAGUUCCUUCAAGAAUUACUGAAAUUGCGGUCAGAGUGUAAAAACUGGGGACCAUUGCAUGAAAAACUUGAGAUGUGUGUAGAAGAAAUGAAGAGAAGUUAAGCCG